AUGGUGCAUGGCGCAGCUUUGCCUGGAGUCAUUCUCUGGGUGGUGUUCGGUGCGACUUCAGAUGCAGUGGAUCCUGCCGCAACAAAGGUGCAUGAGCUCACUGGCAGCAAUUUCGAUUCAACUGUCCGCAACGGCCACGAGAUGCCAUGGUUUGUGAAGUUCCAUGCGCCGUGGUGUGGGCACUGCAAAAAGUUGGCCCCGGUGUGGGAAAAGCUCGCUGAGAAGCUGGAAGGUACGGUUGCAUUGGCCAAAGUGGAUGCAACCGUGGAGGAAGGUUUGGCCUACGAGUGGGAGAUCGAAGGCUAUCCUACGCUGAUCCUGGUUUCACACGGCCACCGCUACAGGUUCCGAGGAUCGAGGACACUGGAUAGCUUGGAAGCCUUCGCGGCUGGAGGGUACCGAGAACUUCCACAGGAGUCGCCACACAGCGAGGCCGCAAGAGGCCCUGACACGUUUGGGGGCCACGUUGUGGCACUGUCAGGUAACUUUGACUCGGUGGUAAGAGUGCCAGCCGCGACCGUGCUCGUUGUCUUCUAUCUUCGUGGCUGUGGGCAUUGCAGGGACAUGGAAGGCACAUGGAGCGCUUUGGCCAAAGAGCUGAAGGACAAGGUAGUGGUGGCGAGUGUAGAUGCUCUUGCGAACCGCCCCCUCGCAGAGCUUUGGGCAGUGGAGCGCUUCCCAACCAUCAAGCUUGUCCGAGGUGGACAGGUGUAUGAUUUCGAGGGCGCUCGGACUGUGGAGGACCUGAAGGCCUUUACGCUGGAGGGAUUCAGCUUGCUGGACUCCUCUCCGCUGCCACCACUGGAAGCAGGAACAGCUAAGCAAGGUAACCACACUGCCGCUGCAGGAAACACUCAAGUGAUUGGCUUCAUCCUUGGAAUGGUCUUUGCAGGAUGCCUCUGGGUUUUGUACCUGCGCUUCAGUCGGAGUCCACCUGAGAUCCAGAUGCAAGCCACAAAGAGCACAAAGUCCGCUCGAAUCACCUCGAUGGCGAGGAUACUGAGACGAGCUCCGGCCAGUCACAGGUUAUUCGCCAGUCAGAAGCGUCCUCGACAGGAAGAUACGAAAGGAAUUUCUGCAAGCAAGUCGACUGACUUCGCUGCGUGGUAUACGCAGGUCAUCACGCGUUCUGAAAUGAUUGAAUACUACGACGUGAGUGGGUGCUACAUCUUGCGACCAUGGUCCUUCUUCAUCUGGCAGGAAGUCUCUAGAUGGCUUGACCGCAAGAUCCAAGCGAUUGGUGUUCAGAACGCUUACUUUCCAUGCUUUGUGAGCCAGGAGGCGCUUUCAGCCGAAGAGGAUCAUUUGGAGGGGUUUUCUCCAGAGGUCGCAUGGGUUACCAGAUCGGGGACUUCGGAUCUGACGAAGCCGAUUGCCAUACGGCCGACGAGUGAGACCAUCAUGUAUCCAUCGUUUGCCAAGUGGAUUCGAUCCCACAGGGACCUCCCCCUGCAGCUGAACCAAUGGACCAAUGUCGUGCGAUGGGAGUUCAAGCAGCCGACCCCCUUUCUUCGAACCCGGGAGUUCCUCUGGCAGGAAGGCCACACGGCACAUGCCACGGAGGUGGAAGCAACAAACCUCGUGAGAUCAGCGCUUGAUCUGUACUCGUGCGUGUACACGGACCUUCUGGCACUGCCUGUCAUCAAGGGAGUGAAGUCCGUUGAGGAGAAGUUUGCAGGGAGCGUGUACACAGAAACGCUUGAAGCCUUCAUCCCGGAAACUGGACGCGGAAUUCAGGCAGCGACAUCUCACUACCUGGGCCAGAACUUUGCCAGAAUGUUCGGAAUUCGCUUCGAGGAUGACGCAGGACAGAAGCAGCUUGUGCAUCAGACCUGUUGGGGUUUCACCACUCGCUGCAUCGGCAUCAUGAUCAUGGUCCACGGUGACGACAAGGGCCUAGUCUUGCCCCCACGGGUGGCUCCGACGCAGGCCGUUCUGAUUCCAAUUCCAGGAAGCGAGGGUGCAGGCAUCGAAGCCCGGUGCAGUGAACUCGCGACGACUCUCAAGGAGUGCGGCGUUCGAGCUGAGGUGGAUGCACGGCGGAGCUACACACCAGGCUGGAAGUUCAAUUGGUGGGAGAUGAAGGGUGUGCCUCUGAGGCUCGAGGUUGGGCCCAAAGACAUGGCCCAAGGAACCUGUCGCAUGGUUUGCCGCUUUGACGGCUCCAAGAAGGAUGUAGAGCAGUCCAAGCUUGCCACUUGCAUCCCUGCAGAGCUCAAGCGGAUCCAUGAAGACAUGCUCGAGAAGGCGACCCGGGAGAGGGAUGAGGGAGUUGCCACCGUCGCGCGCUGGGACGAGGUCGUGCCAAUGCUAAACCAGCGGAAGCUGAUCAUGGCCCCGUGGUGCGAGUCUGCCGAGUCAGAAGUGGAGAUUAGAAGUCGAACGAAGGAGGAACUUGAGACUGGUCUGGCUGCGGCCGCAAAUGUCGCAAAACCACUCUUGACUGGCGCCAUGAAGAGUUUAUGCAUUCCGCUGAUUCAACCUCCAAUGCCACCUGGAACGAAGUGCUUCGUGACCGGUGAUCCCGCAAAGAGGUGGGCUCUGUUCGGUCGCAGCUACUGA
Symbiodinium necroappetens is the source of this 2562-nucleotide messenger RNA. Lineage: Eukaryota; Dinophyceae; Suessiales; Symbiodiniaceae. The record is from the annotation of a GenBank genome assembly.